Messenger RNA from Striga asiatica, 495 nucleotides. The record is from the annotation of a GenBank genome assembly. Lineage: Eukaryota; Viridiplantae; Streptophyta; Magnoliopsida; Lamiales; Orobanchaceae.
AUGAGAAGUAAGCAUAUCCGAUUGCACUCAAAGACAAGGAAUAAGCACGGCAGAGGUGGAUUACAGAGAUUGACAGGCAGAAUAACCUCACACCUGACAAUUUUUUGGAUCAAUGAAACUGCUAAGACAACUUGGGAGAAAGAGAAACAAUACAGAUACAUCAUGCCCUUCAACAACAGUUCCAUUUUCAACGACACUUAUACAUCACUCACAAGAAAUUCAAUCAGAUCCACGGAUAUCCCAACUUCAAAUCAACAAGUCAAUCCAAAUUUAAACCUUCCAACAAAAACAAAAAACAAAAUCAAGCUCAUUCGAAUCUCACAUUCACCGCGGACUCCGAUUCAGUUGAUGCAAGGCGGGAACCAUACUUUCCGCCAUAAACGACGACGACGCCGUUUACAUCUCGCAAGCGACGCCGACGCCGCCGCCGGCGGAGAUAGUUCCCGACCUGCACCAAGCGAGUCAGAGGCCGCCGCAAUCGACGCAAAUCCAUAA